Messenger RNA from Cokeromyces recurvatus, 920 nucleotides. RefSeq lists its product as uncharacterized. Bases 358 to 624 code for a protein of 88 amino acids. The transcript has a single exon. The record is from RefSeq and is a predicted model, not a curated record. Lineage: Eukaryota; Fungi; Mucoromycota; Mucoromycetes; Mucorales; Mucoraceae.
UGGACAAGGUACCGUCUACGAUGAAGAUGGAAAAAUAGAGCAAUGGACAUUGAUGAAGAAUAUGUCCCUUUCAACACCGAGAGCUUAAUGACAUUAAGUAGAUACAAGUCAUUGAGUCCUUAUAAUUUAGAUCCUAGCAAUGAGAAUUUCGACAUUGUUAUGCAUGACUUGGAGGCAAAAAAAAAAAAAAAAAAUACGUUAGGAACAAUCAGCCAAAAAGUACAAUGUCUAUACUGCUGACGAUCAAACAUCAUUUGUAUACUUCAGAAAAAUAAAGCUUUUGAGUGCAGCUGUGGCAGGUAGAGGUAGCUGGUAUUGUUGAACGUACCGCUCAAACUUGGACUACGAGACUGGACAAUGAUCCUAUAUUGGGAUAUAUUUGGGAAGGAAACCAAGAAGAUCAACCGACCUAAGGCGCAACUACGAGAAGAGAACAAGCAUCGUUCAUUAGAGUUCUUUGAUGAAUACACUCAAGCUACAAGAAAUGAUGCCAUGGACAGUUUAACAGAAAAAGAAAAAUUUGAAGGGCUAAAUAUAAAAGGAUUCUCUUUUGGUAGUUUUAUACUGCAUGAGUGCAACUUGACUGUUAAAACAGUUACUCGUCAUCCAGCUGCAAAGAAAUAAUGACAAUAAUUUUCGAUUAGACGCCUACGCCUACGCCUAAAGUGGGUGGAAAAAAUGGAGUAAAAUGGAUAUCGACUUCUUAAGUAGUUGCGCUUCUGUUGAUGACAUUAAUAAGAAAAGUUCUUAUGCACGUUCAGCUCGAGGUACAUCGGCAACAACCAUUAAAGCAAUUUAUCCACACUGGUUUAGGAGCUAACACAUACUCCAUUGGAUCGUAAACUUUUUUUCUCCUUCUUCAUUAAGAAAUGUUUUCAUGUUCAUCUUUAUAAAAGAAAAAGGUAUUCAUCAUUAUGUUA